Messenger RNA from Rhodotorula toruloides NP11, 3810 nucleotides. RefSeq names its product DNA polymerase phi subunit. The coding region runs from base 1 to 3810 and encodes 1269 amino acids. NCBI's taxonomy places the organism in Eukaryota, Fungi, Basidiomycota, Microbotryomycetes, Sporidiobolales, Sporidiobolaceae. Gene Ontology annotation, biological process: regulation of DNA-templated transcription. The transcript has 5 exons. The record is from RefSeq and is a predicted model, not a curated record. Gene Ontology annotation, cellular component: nucleolus. Gene Ontology annotation, molecular function: rDNA binding; transcription factor binding.
AUGAAGGGCUCAACGCCACGGGCACACGCUGCCACUGCCCACUCGACCCUCCCGCUCUUCCCGCUCCUCGCUUCCCACAACCCCCAGACCCGCACAGACGCCGCUCUCCAGCUCAUCACCGCUCUCCCGCUCUCCCUCUCAGACCCAAAACAGGACCCAGACACGCCCUACACCCUCAAGCGACUCGUCACCGGUCUCGCGUCGUCGAACGAGGCAGCGAGGCAAGGGUUCGCCGUCGCUCUCGCUCAACUCGUACAGUCCCUCCCCGAAGACAGCGAUGCGGCGACUGUCCUCCCCGCCCUCAUCGAGGCGACGACGAGCAAGGCAGGCAUGGACGCGCGCGAGGAACGAGACCUCCUCUUUGCCCGCCUGAUGGGACUGCACGCACUCGUCCGCUCGGGCGUGCUCGUUCGCGCAGAGGGCAAGGCGAGCAACGCAGGCGAGAACUGGAAGGAGGUCGUCCUCGCCCUCGUAUCCCUCGCCAACAAGAAGACUUGGAUCCGCGAACCCGCUUACUGGGUCGUCUGCGAUGCCCUCCGUGCCCUCCUCGAGGUCAGCGACGCCGUCGCAUGGAAAGACGAGACGGUGCAGUGGGCGGUCCAGCGGCUACUCGGAGACGCGAGGGAAAAGGCGCGCGGGUGGAGUCCCGAAAAGGUCGCCAUCGUCCUCGUCCUCCAGUCGCACGGCGUGGACGCCGACUACGCCGCCCUCCUCGCCCCGACCUUCCCCUCAGGCUGGCUCCUCGCCCGCUCGUCCCUCUCGACCCUCGCCAACGCCCUCAAAGGCUCGCUCUCCUCCUCUUCCUCCCUUGACUCGUCUUCCGCCGGUCCCUCGCAAGGCUCGAACGCAGUCAAGACCUCCAAGGGCGCCUCGGCUCCCGCACCAGGCCAAGCACCGCACUUUGUCUGGCAACUCCUCUGCGACGCAUACUUUCCCCCUCCCUCCUCUCCCUCGUCCGCUCCGAUUACGGACCGUGCACCCUUCAACGCUUUCUGGACCGCCUGCGUCGACACGCCCCUCUUCGGAUCCUCCUCGCACCCUCUCAAAGCACUCGGGUUCAACCUCAUCCAGCUGUUCCUCCCGCGCCUCUCUUCGCCCUCGAACGACAUCCAGACGCUCUUCGGCCCGAACGCGUUGAGGGUGUUGCACAACCACCUCAAGCGGGACUCGGUCGCCGCCGGAUCUGGGGGCAAGACGCUCGCGAAAGUCGCAGAGAAACUCGUCGGCUCCACCUUGCCCUCUUACCUCUCCCAACACCCCGAGGCUGCACUCCCGGUCUUGAAGGCGCUCGUGAGCGAGCCCAACUCGCAGUACAACGCGUUCGAGACUAAGGUGCUCGAGAAGAUUGUGGUCAAGCUUCCUCUCUCCGCGGGAGGCGUAAGGGGAUGGGUCGCCUACCUUCGCAGCGUCGUCCUUUCGCCCUCGCUUCUCGGCUCCGACGACGAUGAGCAGGCGAAGGAAGACGAAGACAAGGUUGUCGCCGCGCAACGGAACUGGGCUUUCGAUCAGAUGUUGUUUGUCGUCCGCAAUGCCAGCGUCGAGAAAGACGACGAGUUGGUCAAGGGCUUGUUGGAGUUUCUUGCGGUUGUUGGGUGGUUCGAGGUCCGCAAGGAGGGUGGCAAGGGUGCUCGCUCCUACACCCCCACCCGCCCGCUCACCUCCACGCACCGCCUCUCCGCCCGUUCACGCUUCUUCUCGAUCCUCUCGGCACUCAUUUCCGCCCCUGUACCACUCGGCGGUCCGGCGUGGCUUGCGCGCGCAUUGGGAGCGCUGGACGCCCUCGAGGGGGAUGCGAAGCACUUCGCCCGUGCGGAGGUCAUGGAGGAUGAUGAGGAAGAGGCGGAGGAGGGAUUGGACCGCCUCAAGGCUCUUCAUGCGGCGCUCAGUCAGUCGCCGAAGGACGGAGAGGAGAAGGAGCUGUUGAGGCGUGCGACGGCUCGUGCGUUGCUUGAGGGCGUCAGGUUGGUCGUUUGGGAUGAGGGGGCGGACGAGGCGGGUGAUGUGAUUGAGGGAGCGGUCGACGCGGUCGAGGCUUUGUUCCCCUCCCUCUCUUCUCCCUCCUCUUCUUCCUCAGACGAAGAGGAAGACACCGAAGAAGGGGACAAGCCCGAACCUGCAACAAUCCUCCUCGACACCCUCCUGACCCUCCUCCGUCGCCCAAGCGCAUUCGUCAAAUCCUUCGUUGGGCCGAUCGUCCUUCGUGGGUUUGCGGAUGAGGUUGGAGAACAGGGGGUCGAGUUGGUUUUGGGGGUUGUGGCGCCUGAGGAGGAGGAAGAAGGGGACGAGGAGGAGGAGACGGGCGAAGGAGAGGGGAAGGAGGAGGAGGACGAGGAGAGCAGCGAUGAGGACGAAGACGAGGACGACGAGGACGACGGACUCGAGGUCGACGAGGCGUUCAAGCAGGAACUCCUUGCCGCGCUCGAGGCGGGCGGGAUGGCUGUCCCCAAUGCGGCGUCGGACGACGAGGAUGAGGAGAUGCAGGAUGGAGAGGGCGAGAGCGAGGAGGAGGAGCUUCUGGACGACGAUGCGAUGCUGGAGCUGGAUGAGCGGCUGGCGGAUAUUUUCCGUGCGAACGGAGGAGGGAGGAGGAGCAAGAAGCGUGAUCGGCAAGACGAUCUGCACUACCGCCUGCGCUGCCUCGAUCUUCUCGACGUCCUCACGCACGCCAAGCCCGCCUCGCCCCUCCUCACCCCGCUCUUCGUCCCGCUCUUCAACCUCAUCCGCACGGCGUCAUCGGCAGUCGAGUCCGAGCUGCAAACCAAGGCAGGCAAGCUCCUCCGCUUCCUCGUCCAGCCUCGCAAGGCCGCCUCGCCCGCCGACGGCGUCGACGCCUCGGCCUCGGCUGAGAGCGCCCUCGACGCGCUCAAGGCGCUGCACAAGGCCGCCGCCAACGUUGACGACGUCUCGCUCGCGCCGCUCUGCGCCCAGGUUGGCGUGGCGCUCGUCAAGACCGUGGCUGCCCUCUCGCCCUCGACCGCCCAGGUAGACGUCUCGCGCAUCUACCUCGCCAGCUUCGAGAAGUACCUCACGACCAAGAACGCCAAGACGCGCGUCCAGCCUGCUCUCACGCUCGAGGCGGCUAAGCGCGCGCCCGCGGCCCUUUGGGGCAUGGUCGGACGGGUGGUCGAGCUUGCGGCGGGAGAGGGGGAGAAGGUCAAUGCGUUCAGGAGGAUGCAGGCGUUCGAGGUCGCGCAGGCGGUCGUCACUGCCUACGCCAGCUUGAAGACGCCCGAAUCCAAGGCUGAAGUCCUCGCAGUCCUCCCGCCCUACCGUGACGCCCUCUACUCGGCCCUCUCGUCCUCCCUCUCCGCCUCGACCGCCUCUCCCGACUUUGACAUCGCUCGCCUCAAGCUUCUCGCCAAGCAAGCUCUUGCCGUCGCACGCCUCACCGUCCAAAUCUCGUCGCAGUCGACCGCAGCACAACUGUGGAAGGCCGACGAGUGGGCCAAGCUGAUCGACGUCGCGAAGAAGAACGAGCGGUUCAAGGGCGCCGUCGGCGUCCAGACGCUCGUCAAGCAGCUCGUUGGCGUGCUUGGCGCUUCAGUGUCGGAGAAUGCGGCGGCCGGCAAAGCUGGCAAGAAGGAGAAGAAGCGCAAGGCGAAUGCGGCGGACAAGGUGAACGAGGGGACGCCGGCGAAGAAGUCCAAGCAGGACAAGGCGGCGGUCCCUGCUCCUCUCGCGGCGGCGCCGGAGAACGAGGUCCAGGACGAGUCGGUCGAGGCGGCGGAGGGAGCGGAGGCAGAGACGGCGACGCCCUCGAAGAAGGACAAGAAGAAGAAGCGGCGGCAGUCGGCGGCGGGCAAGGCAUAG